Molecule: messenger RNA, 736 nt
Organism: Chiloscyllium plagiosum (whitespotted bambooshark)
Lineage: Eukaryota; Metazoa; Chordata; Chondrichthyes; Orectolobiformes; Hemiscylliidae
Product: NPC intracellular cholesterol transporter 2-like
Biological process (GO): cholesterol efflux; intracellular cholesterol transport
Molecular function (GO): cholesterol binding
Source: RefSeq, a predicted model, not a curated record
CUGAGUUUAUAAAUCCGCUCCCUGACAGCGGGCUGCUCCCUGUUAGUGCUCCUGUCCCUCCGAGCGGGAUGGAGAGUCUGUGUCGCCUGUUGGUCCCUCUCCUGGCCCUGGGGGCCCUGUGUGCGGCUGUGCCUGUCAAAUUCCUCCAGUGUGAAUCUACAGCAGAACAAAUCAUAGUGGAUAUCACUCCCUGCCCCAUUCAACCAUGUCAUCUUCGCAAAGGGCAAACGUACAGUGUGAAUGUCACCUUCACUAGCACCACCUUGAGUAAGACCAGUGAAGCCAAGGUUUUUGGUAUCCUAGAAGGGCUUCCAGUUCCUUUUCCUAUUCCUAACCCUGAUGGUUGUAAAUCUGGAAUUAAAUGCCCCAUCCAAAAGAACGUGAAAUACAGCUACGUCGCUUCACUACCAGUGAAAGAGACCUACCCAAAGAUUAAGUUGGAGGUUAAAUGGGAACUGAAGGAUGCGAACAACACAGAUAUCUUCUGCUGGAAGAUUCCAAUCCAGAUUACUGACUAAACCAGAUCACGAAAUACUAACCCCAACAAGUGCUCCUUGUAUCUGGAUACUGUGGAUAAUUAAGCCAGACUUCUUUGGAAGAGAUUUUUUGAUAUUUUUACAAAAUCUUGUAAUUUUGGAACACAGUUUUUAAAAUUUAAUUAUGAAUUGUCCUUUGAUUUAAUGCUAAGAGUUCUUGUAACUUAACCUUAUUAGGCCAUUAAAGGCAUUAACUACAA